This is a messenger RNA of Gopherus evgoodei (Goodes thornscrub tortoise), 2310 nucleotides long. It is a transcript of the gene LYRM9, whose product is annotated as LYR motif containing 9. NCBI's taxonomy places the organism in Eukaryota, Metazoa, Chordata, Testudines, Testudinidae. The transcript is spliced from 4 exons. The record is from RefSeq and is a predicted model, not a curated record. Bases 133 to 375 code for a protein of 80 amino acids.
AUCUGCAGUUCUCCCGGCAGGGGGCGCUGCUCACCGUCCUGGGCCUGGCUACACGGGACGCCCAGGCAGCCCGUGCCCUUGGGAGCAGACAGGCUGGGCUUCGGGCUCCCUGCUAGCAACUGAAAUCUUAACAUGACAAUGACUCCAUUACGGGGGGCUGAAUUAGUCCAGAAGCCUUUGCAGUUAUACCGCUACCUGCUUCGAUGUUGUAAGGAGCUACCUACAGAAAAUAUCCAACAGCAUUACAGACAUGCAAUCAGACAGAGUUUCCGAGUUCAUGCAGAUGAGGACAGUCCUGAGAGAAUCCAGCAGAUUAUUAAGCGAGCCAUUGAAGACGCUGACUGGGUCAUGAAAAAAUAUAAGAGAGAGAAGUAGAAAGAAGGAGAUGAAGAGAAGAUGCUCAUCAGUACAGGUCCUCAGACAGAGUCCAGGCAAAUAAACCCAGUUGUUUGUAACAGUGCCAUGUUGUAAACUGUACGGGCAGCUUCUCCUGGUUUGUUGGCUUGUUAUAAUACCUACCUCACCGGGGUGUCAUGAGACUAAUUCAUCUUUCUGAAGCUCUUUUUUACUAUAGAAUGAUCUCAAAAACAAAGAAACCUUGGCUAAGCUUCUCCAUUGUUUUUUUGGCUGGGGAGAAUGGGGGAGGAGGGAGGGAAGGUGGGAAGCAGAGAGGGAUUUCAGAUCUAUGUUUUGGAUUGUUUCAUGCUGGCUGCUGAGGCCCCUGUCCUGCUAGUGGAUAUUACUGCAACAUCAGAGCCUAAGAUUAGAUCAAGAUCUAAAAUGCAUCAAAGUUUUGUAGGGUUGGGGUUUUUAUCUACUGUUUAUAAAUAAUAGCCGGACCCAAACAAACAAUCUUUUCUUUUUUUUUUUUAAAUGAAUAAUCACAAUCCUGCACCACUGUUGUAAAUCAGUGGCCUGUCAGGAGGUGAAUACAUUGGAUACCUGCAUUUGCUCCAGACUGAAGAAAUAGGGCAAUCUACCGAUUACACCAAGGAAAUUCAAAGUCUAGCUCUUUACUAGUUCUAAUAACCUGGCUCAGUACAUGCUGCCAAGAGUAAGUGUGUGUGCCCUCACUUACACCCGCCAGUGGGGGAGGCUUACAUGCAUGUAACUGAUGGCAAAAUAAUUGGCCCCGGGGUAUCUAAGAUUCUCUUCACCCACCCACCUCAGUGAAAGCAGACAGAAGCUGCUUCUGCCAUGCAGAGACAGGAAAACAAAGGAAGGAUGGAACUUCUCUGCCUUGUGGGUUUGUUGUGCCCUGCUAAAUUAUGUGAAUGCCCUUUUUUGAUGGUUGCUUUUAGUUAUCCUCAAUGUUUCUACAAAUUUCCCUUAAGUUUGACAAACAGGAACCUGACUUUGCAUGGUCAGAGCGGUUACACUGACAUGUCUCACCUAACUAGUACUUGGAAGUUGGGAGAGAGAUAUAAAUUUUAUUUAAUACCUAUGGGGAAAAAUAAAACAAACACUGUAUGAACAAGAUGCAUUUGUAUCAGCCUUGCCUUUGUAUAUUUGCAGUAUAAGACAGCGGAAAGUAUUGUGUUUUGAAGUGUAAUACAGAUUAAGUAAUUUCUUGAUAAUAAGCACACAUUAUGGCAUUGAAAAUCAUUGGCAUACAUGCUGUGUUAUGGACAAAAGAUCACGAGACUCUUGCACCAGACAGUUUAACAUGUGACCGAGCAUAAAUAUAUAUGAUUUAAGAUGGAACUGACUGACAGACACCCACUGUAGGCCAUAGCAAACUCUUGGUAGACUGAUAGAUUUCAGUGCGGGUUGGAUUGGACACAUGGGCCCUGAUUCAGCAAAGCAUGUAAGUAUUAUAUUAACUUUAAGCCGAUUGAUCCAUGUUCAGCAAUGAACUGCUUAAAUUCUAGUGGAUGUAAGUAUACUGAGGCUCCAGUUCAGCAUAGCACUUAUGGGACUGCGCACAUGCUUAAAUGUUAGUACUGUACACGGUCAGCUGCCUUGCUGGAUCAAACCACCAGAGAGAUGAUGUGGGUGUUAAUCCUUUAGUCCUAAUCUCUAGUUUUGGGGAGAACACAGUCUGUUCAGUUAGGUGUGUGUCUGUGCACACCGGGCUACUGUGUGAGGCAGUGCACAAUAAUACAACAUAGUAUAUUUCACAGUACAGCCAAUUUAUAAAGGGCUUUGCAGUUUACUUAUUUUAACAUGCUGUAAGUGUUUCCUUAUGAAAACAGCCUCCUAAGGGUCUUAAAAAGCUGGCCUCCUCCUAUUGCCAUCAGAUAAGCCUCCUAUGGAGGAAGCACAUGAGAAAAGCCAAUUGUCUUAAAUAAAAAUGUUUAUUUGAAGCAA